AUGUCUCUUUGCGCUGAGAUUAACCGUACGGGGUUCCUCGGUAUCAUUGGCUUUGACCAAUGCGGCUGGAAUGGUACCGCCGGAUUCGUUUGGGAGUUUUGGCGAUUGGCGCCCUGCUGCGGCGCCCCUGAUUUUGCCAACGCACUUCUCUGCAUCUUCAACUGUUUAUUCUGUUCACCUUGUAUCUUGUGCAAAACAUAUGCGUCGAGUUUGGGCGAUGUGUGUUCCGUUUGGCCGCAUUGCCUCAUGGUUCUCCUUUGUCCAUGCGCCCGCUGGUUCACACGUUACAACCUCCGCAAGCGUACUGGCACAUCUGGGAAUAUCAUUGGUGACUUUUUCUGUGUCUUCUGUUGCUGUGCCCCGUGUGCCUGCUGCCAAGAGUUCCGCAGUAUUAAUAUUGGCUCCUGGCGUAUAGUGCCGGAUGCCAGUAGGAUGCAGUUCUUUACUCCGGGUUGUCGCCUGCUCCGCUGA
Trypanosoma brucei brucei TREU927 is the source of this 471-nucleotide messenger RNA. RefSeq lists its product as hypothetical. Lineage: Eukaryota; Euglenozoa; Kinetoplastea; Trypanosomatida; Trypanosomatidae. The coding region runs from base 1 to 471 and encodes 156 amino acids. The transcript has a single exon. The record is from RefSeq and is a predicted model, not a curated record.